ACAUCGGCUCAGUAGUGGAGCGACCAUCGCGCGGUACGUUUCGUCCGCCGCGCGUCCCCGUGUCCGGCACGCACCGCGCCGCCUCGCGCCGACACCGCCGCGGCCGCUGCCGGCUCCGCUCGCGCUAAACUUGUGCUAUGUGAACCGUGCCUAGUGUACACCCGAAACAUAUGAAUCUAUGGAUUGCCAACUACUUUUUCAACUUUAUUUAAAUUGCCUGCACUAGUUCCUGAAUGUGAUAUGAUAAUACGUGGGCAGGUUGCAAAUGUAAUGCGAAUGGCGCCCGUGUGGUGCAGCGGUGCAGUGGCGACGUGAGGCCCGGCUGCAGUGCUGUACGCGCGAUGGUGCCCGCCCUCACGCUGGCGCUGGUCGCCGCGCUCGCCGCCGCCGCCGGCGGUGGAAACGUCGCCGCUUACCAUGAGCACCUGCGUCGCAUCAGAAGAUCGUCAGUAGUGGCGGUGGAGCCGAGUGAAGUGGCGGGCGGCACGGGCGGCACGGGCGGGCCGCCGGGCACCGCCGACAUGGUGCUGGACGAGGUGGACGUGGCGCAGAUGGCCGAGAUGGCGGAGGUGCCGGCGUGGCGCGACCUCUGGUACGGCUCGCUGGACGCGCUGCACAUCCUGCGCGAGCCCACCAUCAACAACACCCAGGAGGACGUGCUGGUGCAACUAGGCGCCGUCGCCUUCCUGCAUUGCCCUGUACGCAACCUCGGCGAAAGAGGAGUGUCGUGGGUGCGUCGUCGGGACUGGCAUAUCAUCAGCUCCGGUGUCCUCAUGUACACCAACGACGAGCGCUUUCAAGUGCUGCACAGCGAAGGCUCCGACGACUGGAUCCUGCAAAUAAAAUACGUGCAAAAGCGCGACAACGGCACUUAUGAGUGUCAGGUGUCGACGGGGUCGGGCACGCUGUCGCGGCUGGUGCACCUGCACAUCGCGGUCCCGGAGGCGUUCAUCCUCGGCGCCGACGAGCACCACGUCGACGCCGGCUCCACCAUCAACCUCGUCUGCAUCAUUGAAAAGAGCCCGGUGCCGCCGCAGUACGUGUUCUGGUACCACAACGCGCGCAUGAUCAACUACGACGCGGCGCGCGGCGUCACCGUGGUGACCGAGCCCGGCCCCAAGACGCAGUCCACGCUCGCCAUCCGCGCCGCCGGCCCGCAGCACUCCGGCAACUACACCUGCUGCGCGGCCAACACCGAGCCCGCACACAUCUACGUCUUCGUCUCGGAGGGCAGUGACAAGAUGGCAGCGACGCUCAGCCGCAACACGAACGCGUCGCAGCAGGCGGCGGCGGCCAGCCCGAGCGCGCUGCUGCUCCUCGGCGCCGCCGCGGUGCUGGCGCGCGGCCCGCCGCCCCGCCGCUAGCCACGUACACGUACACGUACACGUACACGUACACGUACAUAGUGCGCCCGAUGUAACACUGCACGUGUCGCACAACUCUAUUCAUUGCAGCGUCCGUUAUUCUUUAUGUACAUUACGCAAAGUUAUUGGACGUGAUGAUGUGUCGAUAUCGUUACUGGUAAGCGACGACGACGACGUUCAAACACCGGUGAUACGAUUGUUGUUAUACAUUUCGUUGCUCACGAAAAAAGAGGUUGUUUAAUAAUUUACUAAAUUAUUAUGUUUUACAAAUUAUUAGGACUUCAAAUGGUAUAAUUGUAUAAGUGAAAUAUUGUACAUAUAAAUACAUACAAAAACAAAUGAACGUUUCAUUCUCUCCAAGCAAACCUGCGCAGUGUCUACGACUGUCGAUCGGUCUGUGAUGACUCGGAAGUGCGACGAGCGCUCCGUGGACGUUGGUGGAAGUUGAAAGAUUUAUAGCAAUCAUGAUGUUAAGAAUUAUUGUUUACUGUUAAGAUUUUACGACUCGAACACUCGCCUUUUGGGCAGGCGGUCGAUCAAAUAAAUAAAUAAAUGUAUGUAUAUUGUAAAUACCUAUUCUCUAUUUGUAGAGACUAUCUUUAUACUCUCUACCGGAUCCUACUUGUAAAUACAAUGGUUGAUUAAAUAUUACGAUGAUAUUAUAGUUGUAUAAAUAAAUUAAUUAUAUGAAGA
Molecule: messenger RNA, 2057 nt
Organism: Galleria mellonella (greater wax moth)
Lineage: Eukaryota; Metazoa; Arthropoda; Insecta; Lepidoptera; Pyralidae
Product: zwei Ig domain protein zig-8-like
Exons: 8
Coding region: 342-1364 (340 amino acids)
Biological process (GO): synapse organization
Cellular component (GO): neuron projection membrane
Source: RefSeq, a predicted model, not a curated record